Messenger RNA from Cynara cardunculus var. scolymus (artichoke), 2689 nucleotides. RefSeq names its product scarecrow-like protein 9. The coding region runs from base 394 to 2670 and encodes 758 amino acids. Gene Ontology annotation, cellular component: nucleus. NCBI's taxonomy places the organism in Eukaryota, Viridiplantae, Streptophyta, Magnoliopsida, Asterales, Asteraceae. Gene Ontology annotation, molecular function: sequence-specific DNA binding; DNA-binding transcription factor activity. The record is from RefSeq and is a predicted model, not a curated record. The transcript has a single exon. Gene Ontology annotation, biological process: regulation of DNA-templated transcription.
CCAUCCACCUUCCCUUUUUUACCACCAUACUUCACGUUGAUCCUUUCAGUCAGCGAGAAGCUUCAAGUUAUACAACCCAUAGGGUUAGUAGCCACGAUCAAUAUGUUGUGCAAUAAGGUACAUCCGACUUCUGAAUGACUUUUUCUCUUGUUUCUUACUCGUUGAAUGUUUAACAGAACUUAUCCCUUCAUUCUGUUAAAACCCUAAUUUUUUUAUUGGGUUUUGGAGUAUCUAUUGUCAUAGACUGUAAAGGGAUUCGUGGAGCUUGUGAAACUGUUAAUGGUGUCUGUAGGGAUAUGAAUUAUGUUCGUUAGAAAUUGAAUAUCUUGUGAAAACCCGAAUUUUUUGUAGAACCCACCAGGGAAGGGUUUUUUUCUUAUCGAGUUGGUAUGUAUGGAUCCAAGAUAUGAGAAAACUUUUAGUUCUGAGGAUGGAUAUGGAGAUGGAAAUGGAAAUGGGAUUCAAUUUGGGCAAGGAAUUAUGCCUGUUAUUCAGGAUAAUGUGAAUCUAAAUACUGAUCCUAUACUUGAAAAUACUUUUUCGAUUUAUGAUCCGGUGAAUGAAGGUAGUAGUGGGUAUCAAAGUUCUAUAUACAAUCAAAGCUAUAGAGGUUUAAAAUUUCCUCAUUUGAACAAUCCUCCUGUACCUGUUGUGGGUUCAAUUCCAGAGGAUGAUUAUCUUCAUGAAGAUUGUGAUUUUUCAGAUGCAAUUUUGGGAUAUAUUAGUAAGGUGCUUAUGGAAGAAGACAUAGAGGACAGGUCUUGUAUGCAUCAAGAGUCUUUAGAUCUUCAAGCUGCAGAGAAGCCCUUUUAUGAUGUUCUUGGCAAGAAAUACCCUCCAUCCCCAUGGCCAUCACAUUCCUCUGAAGGAGUUUUGACCUCUGUUGACCAUUCUAGAGAGAGCCUAGAUGAUUUUCCCUCUUUAGCUCAUAACACUUAUGUUGGUAGUUUCAGUAGUUGUAGUGGCUAUUCACAUGAUGCUUCAAAUCUACAAAACGUUGGAGCUCUGAACGUAUCGUAUGCUUCAUCUGGAUCAUCAAACAACACAAAUUAUGUCACUGAUGGAGGGUUGGAUGAUCUUUGUAACGAGAAUCAAAUGAUGUGGCAGUUUAGAAAGGGUGUCGAAGAAGCAAACAAGUUCCUUCCGAGUGGCAACAGUUUCUUAGUUUCUUCCAACGCAGGUGGGUUCUUACCUCAAGAUAAUAAUCUGGGCAAUGUUGAGGGGAUAAUCUCGUCAAAUUCAAGGGUAAGAAAGAAUUCUGAUGGAGAUGAUAUAGCUGAAGUAGAAAAACAAGAAAGGAGUAUUAAGCAGGCGGCGAUUUUCCCAGAUCCAACGUUGAGGUCUGAAGAGAUGGAUUUGAUCUUCCUUUCUAGUUUGGGACGAGGUAAGGAUGCUUUAAACUCGUUUCGUGACACCUUACGCCAAGAAACAAGAAAGGAUACACAAAAAGAUAAAGAAGAGAUAAGUUUAAGUAAAGGGAAAGGGAGAGGGAGAGGCAAAGGCAAAGGACGUGGUAGGAAACAAAACCGAAAAAAAGAGGUGAUAGAUUUGAGAACCCUUUUAAUUACUUGCGCACAGGCUGUUGCAGCUGAUGAUCGGAUGACAGCGAAUGAACUUUUGAAAGAAAUCAGGCAGCAUGCUUCUCCUUUUGGUGACGGGGCUCAGAGGUUAGCUCACUGCUUCGCUAAUGGUCUUGAGGCACGUUUGGCUGGCACCGGUAGCCAGAUUCAUAAAGCGUUGGUCAGCAAGAAAACGUGUGCGGCUGACUAUAUCAAAGCUUAUCAUCUGUAUAUUGCAUCUUCCCCUUUCAGGAAGAUUUCGAAUUUUGCUUCAAACAGGACAAUUAGGGAGAAAUCAGAGAAUGCCACGAGGAUACACAUAGUUGAUUUUGGUAUUCUUUAUGGCUUUCAAUGGCCCACUUUGAUUCAACGUAUUUCAGAUAGAAAGAAUGGGCCGCCAAGGCUUCGGAUAACUGGAAUCGACUUUCCUCAACCUGGGUUUCGGCCAGCACAAAGAAUUGAAGAGACUGGUCGUCGGUUGGAGGAAUAUGCUCGCCAUUUUAAUGUGCCAUUUGAGUAUAUUUCCAUUGCUAAAAGAUGGGAAAAUGUUAAAGUUGAGGAUCUUAUGCUUGAUGAAGGUGAGUUUCUAGUUGUUAACUGUAUGUAUCGAUCAAAAAACUUGCUUGACGAGACUGUGGUGGUGGACAGCGCCAGAAAUAUCGUUCUAAACCUGAUAAAGAAGAUUAAUCCGGAUAUUUUCAUCCAUGGAAUUCUGAACGGAUCUUACAACGCCCCAUUUUUCCUCACCCGAUUCCGCGAGGCUCUAUUUCAUUUCUCAGCGUUAUUUGAUAUGCUGGAAACCAAUGUUCCCCGUGAGCGAGCUGAGAGGAUGCUGCUCGAGAGAGAAAUCUUUGGAAGAGAAGCGUUGAAUGUUAUAGCCUGUGAGGGAUGGGAAAGGAGCGAAAGACCAGAGACAUACAAACAAUGGCAUGCUCGCAAUCUGAGGGUAGGGUUAGUUCCAGUACCAUUAUCUAGGUUUAUCAUCAAAGUGGCAGGGAAGAAAGUGAAUUUAUAUCACAAAGAUUUCUUGAUAGACGAAGAUAAUCAUUGGCUUCUGCAGGGAUGGAAAGGAAGAAUCAUUUAUGCCAUUUCUUGUUGGAGACCUGCUUAAAUAGCAAGAUAAUUUCAGG